Messenger RNA from Physcomitrium patens, 947 nucleotides. RefSeq names its product putative carboxylesterase Os04g0669500. Gene Ontology annotation, molecular function: palmitoyl-(protein) hydrolase activity; carboxylic ester hydrolase activity. Gene Ontology annotation, biological process: protein depalmitoylation. Lineage: Eukaryota; Viridiplantae; Streptophyta; Bryopsida; Funariales; Funariaceae. The record is from RefSeq and is a predicted model, not a curated record. Gene Ontology annotation, cellular component: cytoplasm.
UGAGUUCAACACCUUAAUUGGGACUCGGAUGUAGGGCUCCUCGGCGUGCGUGCGUCGGCUCUGGCUGGCUUCGCAAUCCGCCAUCGCCAUAGCCAGCGCGGGGGGCGGGGCAACUCGCUACACGUUGCGCUGGAUCGUUGAGGGAGGUAAAUGUAUUUGGGGCGGUGUUGUGGAAGAGGAUCGUUCAUGGCUGCUUCUAGGGUUGUCAUUUGGUUGCACGGCUUGGGCGACUCCGGCCCUGCGAAUCAAGGCAUUGCGUCCUUCUUCACAUCCCCUGAGUUCGCAGAUUUUAAGUGGCGAUUUCCCAGUGCUCCCAACCAGCCAGUUAGCUGCAAUGGUAGAAUGCGAAUGCCGUCCUGGUUUGAUUUGCCGGAAAUUCCUAUCGUCCCGGAAUCGCCAAAUGUGGAGGAGGAUGUCUUGAAAGCUGUUCGAUCAGUACAUGAGAUGAUUGAUAGGGAAGUAGCUGCUGGAAUUAGCGCCGAUUGCAUAUUUUUGUGUGGCUUCAGCCAAGGAGGGGCCUUGGCCUUGGCUAGUUCCAUGCUGUAUCCCAAGACACUUGCCGGAGCUGCCGUUUUUAGUGGAUGGGUGGCACUUGAUAAAGAAUCAUUUGCUGCAAAGAUUACUUCUGCAGCCAAGCAGACACCAGUUUUAUGGCAACACGGAUUAGACGAUAAAGUUGUGGAGUUCAGCGCUGGGCAGGCAGGCCCUCCAUUUUUGGCUCGUGCCGACGUGAAGUGUGAAUUUCAGGCCAUUCCAGAUCUUGUGCACAGCAUCGAUGCUGAAGAAUUGUCCACUCUUAAGCGCUGGAUGAAAGAGAGAUUGUAAAGAAGAGAUCACACCUCUUGCUUGCUUUCAUUGCCGGAUGCUUUGCGAUUCGAACGAUGGUUUAAUGUGAACAAUUAUUUAAUUUCCUUCAUCUUAUUCUAUUCUCACAAGAAUUCAGCCUG